This is a messenger RNA of Lasiosphaeria miniovina, 2071 nucleotides long. Its product is annotated as kinase-like domain-containing protein. The transcript is spliced from 4 exons. Gene Ontology annotation, biological process: protein phosphorylation. Gene Ontology annotation, molecular function: eukaryotic translation initiation factor 2alpha kinase activity; ATP binding. The record is from RefSeq and is a predicted model, not a curated record. Gene Ontology annotation, cellular component: nucleus; cytosol; cytoplasm. Lineage: Eukaryota; Fungi; Ascomycota; Sordariomycetes; Sordariales; Lasiosphaeriaceae. The coding region runs from base 32 to 1972 and encodes 646 amino acids.
GCUCGAAGCAGCAGCAGCAGUCGGCCAGGCUAUGACUCGACUGGCGGUGGCCAGUCUUGGGAUGGAAACGCAGCGAACCGGGAGAGCCCUACUCCGUACGCCGCCGCCUCGAGGUGUUAUUUGGUACAUGCUUCAAAGGUCCGCAACUGCAGAUCUCAGCCUCGUCUGCGUCUUGGGCAUCGUCAUCUCCUUCUUAGGCUCUGCCCUUUUUCUAAGCACCUCAAUCUUUCGACUGUGGGAUCGUCGUUCUUCUUUUUCUUUCCCGUACACAUGGUCUCAGCGUUCGGCGAUUCUUUUCACUUCUCUGCCUUCCAUUUAUGGGCACCUGGCCGUCCCCUUGAAUCUGUAUAAGGUGAACUGUUGGACGGUGGUCGGCGUGUGCCUGGUCGCCGGGUCCGACGUACCACUCGCUCAUCUAGAUCUGAGCUCUAGCUGGUACCCUUGUACCUUUCGGCCACAUUCAAUAUCGCGGCCUUUUUACUUUCGGGCUCUCAACCCAACUGGACAUCACCGGGGUUUCUCUACCGGUACCAUCAUGUCACAAGACUCAGAUGGCGGCAUGAUCCGCAUGCACCAGUACCUGCUCGGGCGCGACGACGACAACUUUGUUUGGGAUGAUGCCACCCGGGAGCGAGACGGAGACUGGACAGAUCCCGUUCGCGAGGCUGGGCUCGAUGAGAGGAAGCACAAGGUGUUCCAUCAUUCGAACAAGGAAUACCUCAACCCGCCGACACCCUUUGUCCAGAAAGACCAGCUUGGCCAGUCUGGAUCAACGAUAGUGUACAAGGUGUUGUCCCCAGUAGGACACACCUACUCCAGGCCACUGGCGCUCAAGAUCAUCCAGUGCAAGGACAAGCAUGGUCCCCCGGGGCCGGAGAGCAAUGUGCGGAAGCUCGCGUUGGAAGAGGUCCGAAACAUGACGACCAUUCGGCAUCCGCACAUCGUCGUCUAUGUGGCGUCGUUCGAGGACUACUGCAUCAAGACCAAGAAGAUCCGCCAACGGCGUGGGAAGGCCCUGGCUGUAUAUCACCCCCGCGAGCAGAUCAAAGCUCACAUCCUGGGCAUCGCCAUGUAUCCGCCUGCCCAAUGCAACUUGCAAGUGUUCAUGAUCGAGGCGAACAGAACUAGCCUUCCCGACGAGGCCUGGAUGCUGGAAUUUAUGCACACGUACUUCGGAUGCCUUGCGCAGGCCGUUGCGUAUCUGCAUAAAUCGGGCGUGCAGAUUCGCCACAAAGACAUAAAGCCUGAGAACGUGGUGAUAGACGAGUUUGGCCUUCCAGUGUUGACCGAUUUCGGGCUUGCGAAACACUUCGAGACGGGCCAGCCCUCAAAUGGCCCAACGGACAAGACGCUCAAAUAUGCCGACCCAGACUCCAUCGAAGAGACCGAGCGCGACGAACGCUCUGAUAUCUUUUCACUCGGCUGCGUAUACUUGGAGAUAGCGACAGUCAUCUUAGGGAAGCCGGCCAUGUUUGCGGAGGACCAGCUCGUUGACGACACAGCCGCCAGUGGUAGUAGGGACAGCGGCGAAGGGAGAGAAUUCAAGUACAGCGAGUCGUUGGACCGACUGGAUGAGUACCUUGCGACGCUCUCGCGAAGUGCUAGGGACGAGUUGUUAGCAGUGAAGCCGGGCCGUGAAGCAUCAGUUAACGCUGUCCUGAAGGUGCUUCCACACAUUCGCGGGAUGAUGCAGAAGGACUACCAUGAGCGACCCUACGCCCACCAGCUUUACCCGCGGUUUCGUUCGCUAUACAACAUCUACGACCUUCCCGGGCCUUGCGUGAGCUGUGAAGAGGAGAGACGAACCGGUAUUCGCUCUUGGCCAAGGGCCGCAAGCCCGACCGUUUUUCGAAGCUCGACAAUGAAUUCCGCCAUGUUCCAGCUUGUAAGGAGAACAUCCAUGCCGUCCAGCCCGGUGACGUCUAGCCCGAUAUCGCAAUCGCCGACCGAUAUAGAAGCAGACGAGCGAUGAACAAAGUCGAUAGGAGAAAAAGGUGUGGCGAUUUAGAUUUUGUGUAGUAUAGUGGGUAAAUAGCCUCCCGUCGCUUCGUUUUUCCCGCUGAAAAAUACC